Molecule: messenger RNA, 1592 nt
Organism: Pelagomonas calceolata
Lineage: Eukaryota; Pelagophyceae; Pelagomonadales; Pelagomonadaceae
Source: the annotation of a GenBank genome assembly
CUGAUGAGGCGCUGGCGGAGUUGGCUCGCGGCCCCGCGUUCAGUCAAUAACGGUAUGCAGCCAUUCAUGCUCGGAGAUAGUCAUUUGUGCAAGUAUUGACGAGUGCAGCGGCAAUCGUUAAGCAAAUCGGCCAAAAAACCACUGGUGCAGCCCUGCAGUGGCUGCAACAGCCACCGCGGAGCACCCGAGGCGAAUCGCGGAGCACCCGAUGGCCCACUUGCUGCUCCUUGCACUAUGCGUAGCGACGAGCAACUCGAUUGCCCUCCACGCGCCGGCUCGAGUGAAGACGCUCGGCGCGACGCGGUCGGCGCUGGCGUUGCUCAAAGCGGGCGACUUUGAGCACUUGGCGCGGCAGUUUAGCAACUCCGAGGGCAUCCUCGCGCUGACGCUGCCCGGCAGCCGCCAGCGGUGCCUCGUCAUCCACGAGAGCCGGGCCGACCUCGCGCGGCGCAUGUGCGCGUCGUCGGUUCUGAAAGACAGGGUCGCCGGCGACGUGGCGUUCCCGGGCCUGACGCGCCAGCGGGACGGCGAGCGCUACGCGGCCGCGAAGACGGCGCUCAACUCAGCGCUGUGCGGCGUAUCGGCCAGACGGCGUAUCGGCCAAACGGCCUUCGCCGCGGCCUUCGACGCGGACCACAUACAUGACGACGACGCCUACGCGCUGUGCGUCGCGCGCUGUGCGCUACGCGCAACUCUCUUCGGCGACGACGAGGACACGGCGACGGCGUUCCUGGGACCGGCCGCGCUCGCGACGUCGGCGGCGGCGCCGCCGCCGCCGAGGCAGAGCGCGAUGCGCGCCAGGCUGCGCGUCGCCGCGCGUCAGGCGAAGCUGCUGAUGUCGGGCGCGCCGUUCUUCGAAGUCGUCGAUGGCUUCACGAACGUGGACGCGAAGACGCUGCGCGCGCGCCGCGGCGUCCGGAACCCGGCGCCUGCGGCCGCCGCGGCGUUCCGCGCGGAGACGGAAGCCAGGCGCGAGGCGGCGAUCGCGGCGCGGCGGCGCGGUGGCGCGGGAGCCGACGGCUCGGCGGUCGCGCGGCUCUGCGCGGACGCCUCGCUCGAGGACGCGGACGUGGCGGCGGCGCUGUGGGACCUCAUUGUCGCGGGCACAGCGACGACGGCCGAGCUCGCCUCCGAGGCGCUCAAAAUCGGACGCGGCGACGGCUCGGUCGACGCGACCGCCCUCGUCGAGGACGUCGCGAGAGCCUGUGUGGAAAUCAAAAUUUAACGGCGCGUUCGUGCUGAAUCAUCGCGUCGACCUCCACGCCAUCGACGCGACGCCUGCUCGAUGGCGUGGCGAUGCCGGUUCCUCGCCGCUCGUGCACCCGACGCACUGGUUGAUUUCCACACAGGCGAGAGCAGAACGGGAGAAGCGCGCCGUCGCGCCGCUGAUCUUCCGUGUCGCCUGCGACGACGGCAUGCUGGGCGACGUGCCUCUCCGAAAAGGCGAUGGCGUCGUCGCGUCGCUGCGGCUGGCGCCGGACCUCUCCUUCGGCGCGGGGCGACGCGCUUGCGCCGGCCGAGAGGUCGCGCUCGCCGUCGCGGCGGCAGCGGUCGAGGCGCGGCUCUCCGGCGGCGUCGCGAAGAUAGCCUAA